UAGGACACAACACAGUUUAAAAUCAUCCUCAUAAACAGUUUAAAACCAGUCAACAUGACUCAAGAAGAGCUCGUCGCGGAUAUCAAAACUGCACAGCAAAUUCUCGAAGCUUUGCACGUCGAACACCUCGCGUUGGCUAGCAAGUUCUCCGAUAGCGUCCGGGUCGAUGCGGAAAAAUCACAAAUUGUGCAGAAAAACAUCGAACGCAUUGAGCUCGGUCUGGGAGAAGCACAGUUGUUGUUGGUAUUUUCAUCGCACCUGCAAAGUGUGGAAGCUGAAAAACAAAAGCUGCGAUUGCAGACCCGGCGCAUUCAUCAGGAGAAUAUUUGGCUGCGAGAUGAGCUGAAAACUAUGCAAUACAAGCUGGAGAAGUCGGAGGCAACCGUGGUACAACUGCAGGAGGAAAAGAAGCACUUGGAGUUUAUGGCAACACUGAAACAAUACGACGAAAGUCCAAGUGCAAAGAAAACAUCGGAAGAGGCCUGCAAAGAUUUGAUGGGAGAACUGUUUCCCCCGGAGGAUGAUCCAAAAGAGCAAACAGUGCUGUCUUCGCUGACACAUAAUUAUGAAAUUCCCCCGAAACUACGAACAAUUCACAAUCUAGUAAUACAGUAUGCGUCGGAAGGACGUUAUGAAGUCGUCGUGCCACUAUGCGAACAAGCACUGGCCGAUUUGGAGAGCACCUGCGGGCACGAUCAUCCAGACGUUGCGACAAUGUUGAAUAUUUUGGCCUUGGUAUAUCGAGAUCAACACAAGUACAUGGAAGCAGCCAAACUACUGAACGAUGCGCUGCUCAUUCGAGAAAAGACACUUGGCGAGAGCCACCCGGCCGUCGCUGCAACUUUGAAUAAUUUGGCCGUUCUGUAUGGAAAGCGUGGCAAAUACAAAGAAGCGGAACCAUUCUGCAAACGAGCUUUGGAAAUUCGCGAACGAGUACUGGGAAAGAAUCAUCCUGAUGUGGCCAAGCAACUGAACAACUUGGCUCUGCUGUGUCAGAACCAGUCCAAGUACGAGGAAGUGGAAAUGUACUAUCAACGUGCCCUGCAGAUAUAUGAAUCGCAACUUGGUCCAGACGACUCGAAUGUGGCCAUCACUAGAAAUAAUCUGGCUAGCUGUUACCAGAAGCAAGGCAAGUAUAAGGAAGCAGAGCGCCUGUACAAGCAAGUUUUAACAAGGGCUCACGAAAGUGAAUUCGGUGCAAUCAGUGGCGAAAACAAACCCAUCUGGCAAAUGGCCGAGGACAAAGAGGCGAACAAGGAUAAAGCAAAGCCCCACGAUAACACCCCGUACGGCAUUGUGGGUGGAUGGCAUAAGCUGGCGAAGGUAGGUUCUCCAACGGUGCAGGCGACUUUGAAGCGCCUCGGAGCGUUGUACCGCAGACAGGGGAAGCACGAAGCCGCCGGAACGCUGGAAAGCUGUGUUGAUCGAAGCGAUAAAGAGUCGACGAAUGGGAUUUCGGGAAAAUAG
Topomyia yanbarensis is the source of this 1467-nucleotide messenger RNA. RefSeq names its product kinesin light chain-like. Gene Ontology annotation, cellular component: membrane-bounded organelle; cytoplasm; kinesin complex. Gene Ontology annotation, biological process: microtubule-based movement. The record is from RefSeq and is a predicted model, not a curated record. NCBI's taxonomy places the organism in Eukaryota, Metazoa, Arthropoda, Insecta, Diptera, Culicidae. The transcript has a single exon. Gene Ontology annotation, molecular function: kinesin binding. Bases 55 to 1467 code for a protein of 470 amino acids.